CCAUCAUUAGAAAUUUUCAAUUUGCACCCUAAAAUCAUGAAAGAUCUUUCUAAGGAAGAUUUUGAAAAGCCUAUUAACAAUAUAAACAGCACGUAUUGUGAAUUGUUAGACAACUUUAAGGAGCAAUCAAUUCUGUGGUUCGACCUUUGGAAAAACACGGAGAUAGAUGCCAAAGCCUUGGAAAAACUGAACUUAAUAGAGGUUCUUGAGCAUGAGCAUGCCUGCUUUUUGCCGUCAGUAGCAAAAGCCAUCCAAAUAGCUCUUUGUCUGCCACCAACAACUUGCACCAUCGAGCGAUCAUUCAGCACUCUCAAACGUGUGAAGACCUGGAUAAGGAAUACGAUGUCGAACAAUCGUCUAAGUGGGCUAUGCCUGUUAUCUGUACACAGAAGAAAAAUAAAAGAAAAUAUAGAAAACUUCAUGCAGAAAGUAAUUGAUUUAUUUGCGAUGGACACCAGAAGAAUUCAAUUAUUAUUUAAGUAACAU
Molecule: messenger RNA, 486 nt
Organism: Diabrotica virgifera virgifera (western corn rootworm)
Lineage: Eukaryota; Metazoa; Arthropoda; Insecta; Coleoptera; Chrysomelidae
Exons: 2
Coding region: 37-483 (148 amino acids)
Molecular function (GO): protein dimerization activity
Source: RefSeq, a predicted model, not a curated record